CAUGCUCAGUGACAAGUCUGUCCCGGCAGGAAGAUGGUGUCGUUGCGGUUCAAGAUGCAGCAGUCGUUUGUGUUUUCAGUUUUAUUCCUGAAUGCUUUAUACAUCUGCGUCUCCUCUUUGUACUUUCACAUCGGAGAGACCGAGAAGAAAUGUUUCAUAGAGGAAAUUCCAGACGAGACGAUGAUUAUCGGUAACUAUCGAACGCAGCUGUUCGAUAAACAGCGAGAGGAGUACCUGCCGGCCACACCGGGUCUGGGAAUGCUCGUGGAAGUCAAAGAUCCAGAUGACAAGGUGAUUCUGUCUCGGCAGUACGGCUCUGAGGGACGCUUCACCUUCACAUCACACACACCUGGAGAACACCAGAUCUGCUUGCACUCCAACUCCUCCAAGUUCUCCCUGUUUGCUGGAGGCAUGCUGAGGGUUCAUCUGGACAUCCAGGUGGGCGAACACGCCAACAACUAUGCUGAGAUUGCUGCCAAAGACAAGCUGACAGAGCUGCAGCUGAGAGUCCGACAGCUGGUGGAGCAGGUGGACCAGAUCCAGAAGGAGCAGAACUACCAGCGGUACCGCGAGGAGCGUUUUCGGCAGACGAGCGAGAGCACCAACCAGCGUGUCCUCUGGUGGUCCAUCGUACAGACCCUUAUCCUAGUGGCCAUAGGCAUAUGGCAGAUGAGACACCUGAAGAGCUUCUUUGAGGCUAAGAAGCUGGUGUAACUGCUGGAGAAGUGUGUGUGUGUGUGUGUGUGUGCGUGCGUGUGUUAGUUCUCUACUGAUGGAUGCUGUACUGAGCAGCUCCUGUCCAAGGAGACGAGAUACAGAAACAUCCAGCUGCCGAUCAGACUUGAAAACAUCAUUAUUGUUGUUGUUGUUGUUGUUGUUUGUGAAAAGCCCCGCACAUCUGCAGCAACACAUUUCACCGACACGCAGGAAACAUUUUCAGGUCUGGACUGAUGUUUGAGCCCAGCAGCCAUGCAGUAAUUUAUUUUUCUUUUCUCAGUCAGUUUGUGUUACUGAUCAUUAGAGAGAUGGACAAGCAGGAGUCCGUUUACACGAGGCGUUCGAUCCUUUGUAGAAGAAUGAAAGACAUUUGGUUUAUUUGUAACAUGAUUUGUAACAUUUUCACCAUUUACUGAAAUUCUGCUGAAAUUAAAACUAAAUCUGGCUGAAAUGUAAUCUGAUUACUGAUGGUUACUCUCAAAACUUAACAUUUUUAACUAAUUUUCCAGUAUUGAACUUGAAUCAGCAUAUCAAAAUUAUUCAUUAAAUAAAAUAAUGCUAAAUAGGUUUUGGCUUACAAAUAAGCAGAUUACCAUAUUGUGUUGGUUUUAUUGAUUAGCUCAGGUGGAGCUCGAUUAGUUAAAAAUGUUUAAUUUUACUUUAAAUGUUAAGUUAUCAGACUUUGUUUAGCUUGAAGGUUCAGUUUGGGGGCUUUUAGCUUCGUAGGGCACAAAAUGUAAUUUACUGGUAUAGAGAAAAGUAAAUAAAGCUUUUAUGUUACAAAAAAUGGAGCUUUUCAGAUUUACAACUAAAUUGAUGAAGAAUUAGAAGAUUUUAGGUGUAAAUCUGCAAGGCAGUUUGUGUUUAAGGACAGACCACUUUUGUGAAUGCUCUGAUCUUUGUGUAACUGAGUCACCCAAGUUAAACGUGGAAACCUAAACUUCACACAGGCGAGUUUGAAACGAUGUAGAAAGGAACGUUUUCUUUAAAGCAGACCAUCCAUUUUUAUUUGAGUCUAAAAUUUUCAGUAAUUUUGGAAUUUUUCUGUACGUCUGCCAUAAGUUUCACUUCAGCUGCACAAGUAUAACAAGCUGAACACCCGCAUUUCCAAAUAUUGGAUUUCUCAAUCAAAAUUUUGGAAAUACUCACGGAUUAUUGGGUUUCACUGUGCGAAAAGUAUCUUCUGAUUGUGUUUUUGUUGGUAGGUUCUUGGGUUUGGGGUUUGGAUUUAAAUCUGUCUUUUCUGGGCUGAGGCUUCAAGUCUUAUGUGGUGAGUGCGUGUGAGAUUAAAUUCUAAAUUUGCACUCUGGAUAAAGUUGUCACAUUUGGUGUGAAGGACAUUGUGGCUGAUUAAGACUUUUAUUCUUGUAAAGUUCACAUCAAAAGCUCACAGUCGCUGUUUAGAGUUUUUGUAUACUGUAAAACUAUAUUGUAUUUUCAGGGGGAGGUUUUUGACUAAGAAAUUAAAAAAUGUGAUGCAAAAUGUAAUAAAACCAAAAAACUAA
Messenger RNA from Nothobranchius furzeri (turquoise killifish), 2222 nucleotides. It is a transcript of the gene tmed9, whose product is annotated as transmembrane p24 trafficking protein 9. The record is from RefSeq and is a predicted model, not a curated record. Gene Ontology annotation, cellular component: COPII-coated ER to Golgi transport vesicle; endoplasmic reticulum-Golgi intermediate compartment; endoplasmic reticulum. Gene Ontology annotation, biological process: COPI coating of Golgi vesicle; intracellular protein transport; Golgi organization. Lineage: Eukaryota; Metazoa; Chordata; Actinopteri; Cyprinodontiformes; Nothobranchiidae.